UUAAAGGUCUCGUUUUUCAGCUUUAUUGAAUAACGUGUUAUCGCACGAAUUCCAACAGACCAAAAUCAAUGCAUACCUAGCUAUCACCAUGACGGAACGUAUAAGAUUUGAUUUUAUCAAUGGCGUUACUUUGGAUUUAGUCUUAUCGAUACCCUAUCUAAGAUAGAAUACGUUCUCUGACCAUGGACCGCAGAUACAGCGCCCAGGAUAUUGUACGCUGCACCCUGUGUCUAACUUCUGUGGCCCCUAUGUACUGUGAAGUGUGUCACAUACAUCUUUGUAAAGAAUGUGUAGAGCAACAUUUAUCUGAUUUAUCUAAAGUUCAUAAUGUGGUAUCACUUAAACAAUACAUCACAACUCUGAAAUAUCCAAAGUGUAGGAAACAUCCUUUCGAACUAUGUAAACGCCACUGUGAAGAAUGUGACAUUCCUAUUUGUGUUCAAUGUGAUUCUUAUGAAAAACAUUCAGGACAUUUAAAUGUCGAUAUUAUUAAACAUUUUGAAAGCAAAAAAGAAAUUUUACAGAAAGAUUUACGAGAACUAGAGAAAUUCAUUUAUCCUAAAUAUCAUGAAAUCGUUUCAAGCAUUCCAGUUCAAAAGGCCGAACUUAGUAAAUGCUCCGAUAAAAUGAAAAUUGAUCUAAACAAACGAUCAGACGUAUGGCACAGAGAAAUAGAUCUGAUUAUCAAAAAUAUGAAAUAUGACGUCAAUGAAGCGGAAUCCAAACACUUGUCUGUCCUAAAUAGACAUGAAGAUAAAAUUUCAAAUACCAUUUCUGAUAUAAAGCAAAUCAUUGCAAACCUGAAGAGGUUACAGAACUCCAGAGAUGUGAGUCUUGUCUCUGAGUAUAAAUCCAGAAAUGCUGAAUUCAGAAGAUUACCACCUAAACUAGAAGUGUCCUUACCAAACUUUGUGCCUCAGAAAAUUGAUAGAGAUCAGCUUACUAGACAGAUUGGUGUUCUGUCAGCAUCGUCCUUGAUAACAAAAGAACAAGACAACAUCAUGCCCCAGGAACCCGUGUCCUCUUUCCAACGUCUCUCUUCUAGACACAUUAAUGUACCCCAUAAAAUCGAUGCCAUUGACACCGGGUAUGAACCCCGGGUACUCACUGCUAUUGAUACUGGGUAUGUGUUGCAUAGCGUGGCAUGUCUAAGUGAUUCGGAGAUAUGGACGUCUGGUAGUAAGAAAAUCAUGAAACUAUUUAACCUUCAGAGAGAACUAGUGCAGUCAGCCAAAACCGAAUCCGGAAACAAACCAUCAGACAUAGCAGUGACAAGGAGAGGGAAUCUGGUUUAUACUGAUGAAAAUGAUAGGACCGUAAACAUAAUGAAGAAAUCAGUGACACAGACUGUAAUAAGAUUGCGACAGUGGAUACCUCGUGGUGUCUGUAGUUCCUCCUCUGGGGAUCUCCUGGUUAUCAUGGACAGCAAGGAUUAUAAACAAACAAAGGUUGUUCGUUACUCUGGCUCCACAGACCGAGAGAAACAAAGUAUCCAGUACAAUGAUAGAGGACAGCCUCUCUAUUUGGUUGGUAAUGAUAAAUAUAUUACUGAGAACAGAAAUGAAGAUAUCUGUGUAUCAGAUUACAGAGCCCAUGCGGCAGUGGUAGUAAAUCACGCCGGGAAACUACGGUUUAAAUACGCUGGUCAGCCCACUUCUUCCAAGAAUCCGUUUUGUCCAUACGGCAUCACCUCAGACAGCCACAGUCGGAUUCUGAUAGCAGACUUCAUCAGUGAGUGUAUCCAUAUCCUUGAUCAGGACGGACAGUUUCUCCGCUUCAUUAACAACUGUAAUUUACAGCAUCCGGAGGGUUUAUGUAUUGACACAAAAGACAACCUCUUUGUUGCCGAAUACCACACAGGCAAAGUGAAGAAAAUCCAAUAUUGUAUGUAAAUGAAGUGUGUCAAUUUAUUUAAAACAUGUUAGAUUCAAUUGCAUGUAAACAGUGUACAUGCAUGGAUCUAGGUUUA
Molecule: messenger RNA, 1969 nt
Organism: Magallana angulata
Lineage: Eukaryota; Metazoa; Mollusca; Bivalvia; Ostreida; Ostreidae
Product: tripartite motif-containing protein 2-like
Exons: 2
Coding region: 183-1892 (569 amino acids)
Biological process (GO): positive regulation of DNA-templated transcription
Cellular component (GO): nucleoplasm; chromatin
Molecular function (GO): ubiquitin-protein transferase activity; zinc ion binding
Source: RefSeq, a predicted model, not a curated record